Aphidius gifuensis is the source of this 1169-nucleotide messenger RNA. It is a transcript of the gene Fib, whose product is annotated as rRNA 2'-O-methyltransferase fibrillarin. NCBI's taxonomy places the organism in Eukaryota, Metazoa, Arthropoda, Insecta, Hymenoptera, Braconidae. The record is from RefSeq and is a predicted model, not a curated record. Gene Ontology annotation, biological process: box C/D sno(s)RNA 3'-end processing; rRNA methylation. The transcript is spliced from 3 exons. Gene Ontology annotation, cellular component: Cajal body; small-subunit processome; box C/D methylation guide snoRNP complex. The coding region runs from base 147 to 1112 and encodes 321 amino acids. Gene Ontology annotation, molecular function: rRNA methyltransferase activity; RNA binding; histone H2AQ104 methyltransferase activity.
CACAAUCCAACAAGAUUUGCCGGUUUUCUUACUUGUAUUGUGUGGUGAAACGCGUCUGUUUAACACUGUUUAACACGUGCAGUUGGUUAUUUCAAUUGUGAAUAUUAAUUUAUAACAAAUUAUAGUUAAAAUUAUUAACUAAUAAAAUGGGUAGACCAGAUUUUUCACCAGCUGGUGGAGGUUUUAGAGGCCGUGGAGGUCGUGGAGGUGGGGGUGGCGGCCGUGGAGGUGGUCGAGGUGGUCGUGGAGGCUUUGGUGGUGGUGGUGGUGAUCGUGGAUCAUUUGGUGGUGACCGUAGAGGAGGUGGUGGCGGUCGUGGCGGUGGACGUGGUACACCAAGGGGACGUGGUGGUCCACGUGGAGGAGGUCGUGGUGGUGCAGGAGGUUUUAAAGGUGGUAAAACAGUUGUUAUUGAACCACAUCGUCAUGAAGGUGUAUUCAUUGCAAGAGGCAAAGAAGAUGCAUUAGUAACACGUAACUUGGUACCUGGAUCAGAAGUUUAUGGUGAAAAAAGAAUAAGUGUUGAUGGUGAUAAUAGUGAAAAAAUUGAAUACAGAGUAUGGAAUCCAUUCAGAUCAAAAUUGGCUGCUGCUAUUUUGGGAGGUGUUGAUCAAAUUCACAUGCCACCUGGUAGUAAAGUAUUGUAUCUUGGUGCUGCAUCAGGUACAACUGUAUCACAUGUUGCUGAUGUUGUUGGACCAGAUGGUCUUGUAUAUGCUGUAGAAUUUUCACACAGAUCAGGACGUGAUCUUCUUAAUGUUGCUAAAAAACGUACAAAUAUUAUUCCAAUUAUUGAAGAUGCAAGACAUCCACAUAAAUACAGAAUGCUCAUUGGUAUGGUUGACACUGUAUUUGCUGAUGUUGCACAACCAGAUCAAGCUAGAAUUGUUGCAUUAAAUUCACAAUAUUUCCUUAAAAAUGGAGGACACUUCGUCAUUUCCAUCAAGGCCAGCUGUAUAGACUCCACAGCAAAACCAGAAGCAGUAUUUGCUGCUGAAGUAAAAAAAUUAGUUGCUGAUAAUUUGAAACCACAAGAACAAAUUACACUUGAACCUUACGAAAGAGAUCAUGCUGUUGUCGUUGGUUCUUUCAGGGCAGCCCCUAAAAAAUAGAUUAUAUAUUAAUCUAAAUUUAUAUUUAAUUUUUAAUUGUAACGACGUUUAAUUAUA